UCUGAGGGGGGUGGGUAGGGGGAGGGAGCGAGGGGGACAGUAUCCGUAUCUACGGCCGCAUCGGCGCAUCAUCAGCGCAUCCCGCGCGCGCAGCCGCCGCGCUCUCGGACCGCGUUCCCUCCGUCUCCAGCAGCAGCGUCACACACUCGACGUGUCGUGCGCGCCGCCGAUGGAAGAUGGCGAUGAUGUCGGGCACGUUCACCGCCGCGCUGCUCCUGCUGCUGCCGAGCGCGAGCUGGCCGCCGGCGCGCGCUCUCAGCUUCCCGCAGCAGUACACCAUGAUGUACUGGGCCAGACGCAUCGAGCAGGAACUGGACCGGGUCCUGCAGCACGCCAGCGCCCAGCAGCUGCGGGGGAUCUACAAUGAGAAGAGGCGCCAGUUCAGCCUUCUGAGGAACUCGCCCGGCGACGUGGUGCAGAAGGUCUCCUCGGACAUUGAGAAGCUUCUAGGGAAGAAGCGCAAGGCCUUGGAGCGGCUCACCAGAGAGGCAGAGCGCCUGCAGAAGGAGCACGUCUGGAAGGACAACAUUAAGGAGUGGGACAUGGAGUACUACGACUCCAAGGCGGAGCUCGACUAUUAUGCCGUGCAGGACGCCGACGGACACGGACACGCGGCGCCAUCGUCCUCUCUCAGGCUGGAGUUUGUGUACGACCCCAACUUCCGGAACAGCGUCAACUUCUCCUACACGGCCGUGCAGAUCCCCACCGACAUCUACAAGGGCUCUCCCGUGAUCCUCAACGAGCUCAACUGGACGCAGGGGCUGGAGAAGACCUUCGUGGAGAACAGCCGCGAGGACCCGUCCCUGCUGUGGCAGGCGUUCGGCAGCGCCACGGGCGUCACCAGGUACUACCCAGCCACACCCUGGAGAGCGCCCGACAAGAUCGACCUGUACGACGUGCGCAGGAGGUCCUGGUACAUCCAAGGAGCCUCUUCUCCAAAGGACAUGGUCAUCCUGGUGGACGUGAGCGGUAGUGUCAGCGGCCUGACCCUGAAGCUCAUCAAAGCCUCCGUGAUAGAGAUGCUGGACACGCUGUCGGACGACGACUACGUCAACGUGGCGCGAUUCAGCGAGAAGGCCGAGCCCGUGGUGCCGUGCUUCAAGCACCUGGUCCAGGCCAACGUGCGCAACAAGCGCACCUUCAAACAGGCCGUGCAGCUCAUGCAGGCCAAGGGCAUGACGGACUACAAGUCGGGCUUCCACUUCGCCUUCCAGCAGCUGCUCAACCUGACCAACAUGCCGAGGGCCAACUGCAACAAGGUGAUCAUGCUGUUCACGGACGGCGGCGAGGACCGCGCCCAGGACGUCUUUGAGCAGUACAACUGGCCCAAUAAGACGGUCCGAGUGUUCACCUUCUCUGUGGGGCAGCACAACUACGACGUCACACCACUCCAGUGGAUUGCGUGUGCCAACAAAGGGUACUACUUUGAGAUCCGCUCCAUCUGUGCCAUCAGAACCAACACUCAGGAGUACCUGGACGUGCUGGGGCGACCCAUGGUGCUGGCGGGGAACCGGGCCAAGCAGGUCCAGUGGACCAACGUGUACCAGGACGCCUUGGGGCUCGGCCUGGUGGUGACGGGGACGAUGCCCGUCUUCAACCUCACCGUGGAGGGAAGCUCGCAGAACCAGCUCAUUCUGGGAGUGAUGGGGGUGGACGUCCAUCUCGAUGAGAUCAAGAAGCUCACUCCACGCUACAACCUCGGCGCCAAUGGAUACAUCUUUGCCAUCGACCCCAACGGUUACGUCCUUCUGCAUCCGAACCUGCAGCCAAAGAUGGUGAACCUGCCCGAGCCGGUGACCCUGGACUUCCUGGAUGCUGAGCUGGAGGACGUCAACAAACAGGAGAUCCGGCGGCAGAUGAUCGACGGUCGGCCCGGCCAGUCCGCCAUCAGCUCGCUCGUCAAAUCGAUCGAUGAGAGGUACAUCGAUGAAGCGAGAAGGAUUUACACCUGGACGCCCGUCAAUGGCACUGACUACAGCCUGGGCCUGGUUUUACCCACCUACAACGAGUACUACCUGCGCGCAGACUUGAACGACGAGAUGCUUCAGCUGCAGUACCUGGAGUCCCUGCUGCCGAGCACCUUCGACACGGAAGGACACGUCUUCAUUGCUCCCAGGGAGUACUGCACGAAGCUGCACGUCACAGACAACAACACACAGUUCCUGGAGAACUUCAUAUCCCUGAUGGUGGAGAUCACACCUGAGUCCAAGGACUGCGACCAGGACCUCAUACACAACCUGAUCCUGGAAUCGGACAUAGUCUGGCAGCUGGCAGCGAGGGUGUGGAAGAACAAGAACCUAAACACGUACGGGUUCCUGGCACUGUUCGUGUCCACGGACAGCGGAGUCACCCGAGUCUUUCCCAACACGGCUGCCGACUCCUGGACCGAGGACCCGGAGCCCUUUAACAGCAACUACUACCGCCGCAGCAUGGACAAGAAGGGCUACGUGUUCCACGCUCCGCUCCGAAGCGCUGGCGACGAGGCUCUCGGCUCAGACAACGGCACCGUGGGCAUCCUGGUCACCACGGCGGUGGAGAUCACUGUAGGGGGCAAGACGGUGAAACCCGCAGUGGUCGGAGUGAAACUGGACCUUGAGGCCUGGGUGGACAAAUUCAAGAUCCUGGCCAGCAACCAGUCUGACGCUCGGCAGGGUUCCCACAAGUGUGGGCCAUCCAGCAGCUGCGAGAUGGACUGCGAAGUCAACAGUGACGACCUCAUGUGUUACCUGUUGGAUGAUGGAGGCUUCCUCGUUAUGUCCAACCAGAAGGAGCACUGGAAAAAGGUGGGUCAGUUCUUCGGUGACGUGGACCCGUCCUUGAUGCACGCCCUCUUCAACAACUCUAUCUACGCCCGCAAGCAAUCCUUCGACUACCAUGCGGUCUGCGAGGCCACGGCCAGCAGCCGCACGGGAGCCGCUCGCCGGGGGGUCUUUGUGCCAACCAUCGCAGACCUGCUGAACGUCGCCUGGUGGACAUCGGCAGCAACCUGGUCCCUGAUUCAGCAUGUGCUCUAUGGGCUGACGUACCACAGCUGGUUCGCUGCAGACCCAGGUGCGGUGGAGGCCGAAGCUGCGGAUGCCCGAGAGAGCAGCUGCGUGACGGUGUACAGCCAGUUCUACUUUACCAACACAAGCAACUCGUACAACACCCUCCAGGACUGUGGGAACUGCUCCAGGUUGUUUCAUGCCAAGAGGAUAGAGAAGACCAACCUGCUGUUUGUGGUGGCCGAGACCCCCUGCAAGUCGUGCGAGAUGGAGAAGCUGGCUCAGGUGAAGACCGAGUUCCAGGAAGAGAACCCGUGUGAGCUGCUGAGCUUGGCGCGCUACAGGAGAGGGCCGUCCACCUGCUUCGACUACAACGUCCAGGAGAACACCUCCGAAUGUGGGCGGGGCUUCUCUCUGCGACCACCGUCGGCUGUCCUCCUGUGUCUUCAGCUCAUUCUGCUCUGCCUGUCCACCUCUCUCUAGAUUUUGGCCCCUCCAAACGUUGGCCUCUUUUAGCACAGAUUCCUCUCCCCUGUCCUCCGUGGUCCAAGCAUUAGCGUUCUCACCGCCCGUACAUAACCGUGACCGUACAUCACUGACUGUACAUCAGCGGUCCUGAGCCCAGUUUAGUCACACCUUUCCCUUCCCUCUACGAGUGAACUGGGAUGAAGCAGCACAAACGUACGUGUCGGACAAAUCACUGUCGGUCUGUCUCACAAGGGUGUUUUGCCGGCGUACAAAGACGACCGACUGUGCUACCGUUCAGCGGUGAGGAAUAUAUGAAGAUCCACUAUAUUGUAUAAUAUGAAUGAUAGACGUGAAUGGGUGGAAUGGCAGCAAACGACAGAAAAACACCUGCAUGCUGUGGGUCUCUGGGAGUUUGUUUCAUCAACAGGGAGUCACGUCCUUUUUGGGCUGAGACCCCUCUGCCAAACAUUGUGGAUACAAAUAAAUAUGUCAGUGGUAGGAUAAUGUAAUAUGAACAUUGAAUGACACCUCAGACCUUUAGUCUAGGUUGGUUGACUAAGUCUUUUUGGAAUUUCUCUUAACCACAUUUUCAAGGCGCUAAAAUGUUUAUGAUGAGCAUUUUUUAAAAACCUUUUUGAAAUAGAGUGCCCAGUUUUGUUUAAGGAUGCAUGCGUUGUUUUCAUUUUGCUUAUGCUGGAAGGAAACUCCGCUUUAGAUUUUGCACGAAAUUGAAAUUCCUGUGGCAGUGCCAGUCAGAGGUUCUCUUCAUGUGGCCUCAUAGCGUAAUACAGACUUUUAAAAUACAUUUCGAUAUUUGGAGCAAUUACAAAUGACAUUUUUAACACCUAAAAAUGUUUUCAUAUCUUUUAAACGAUGUUUGCGCGUAUGUGAUUAUGUUCUAUGUACGGUCUGUGUGUACAUCUGCAUAUGUAUACACACACACACACACACACACAUUUUCAGAACCGCUCAUCCCAUACGGGGUCACG
Messenger RNA from Scleropages formosus (Asian bonytongue), 4441 nucleotides. Its product is annotated as voltage-dependent calcium channel subunit alpha-2/delta-2-like. The record is from RefSeq and is a predicted model, not a curated record. The transcript is spliced from 38 exons. Gene Ontology annotation, molecular function: voltage-gated calcium channel activity. Gene Ontology annotation, cellular component: voltage-gated calcium channel complex. Bases 177 to 3467 code for a protein of 1096 amino acids. NCBI's taxonomy places the organism in Eukaryota, Metazoa, Chordata, Actinopteri, Osteoglossiformes, Osteoglossidae.